This is a messenger RNA of Ochlerotatus camptorhynchus, 5811 nucleotides long. RefSeq lists its product as uncharacterized. The transcript has 4 exons. The record is from RefSeq and is a predicted model, not a curated record. Gene Ontology annotation, molecular function: nucleic acid binding; zinc ion binding. Lineage: Eukaryota; Metazoa; Arthropoda; Insecta; Diptera; Culicidae. Bases 1 to 5811 code for a protein of 1936 amino acids. Gene Ontology annotation, biological process: DNA integration.
AUGCCUAUUACGCGUUCGUCGACACGCGAUGGUGUGCAAGAUGCUGGUGUCGAACAGCAACAAGGAAAUCCGUCACCAUCGGAUGGAUCUGGAUCGUUCCAUGGAUUCGACGAAUGGGAAGCCAACUGGGAUGAAGCUACAGCAAAGAAAUAUCGUGGAUUGGUUCGCCAGCGCUCCCAAGCGAAAAUGAAGUUGGUGCGGAUUAAUCGGACGUUGAUCAAUGAGACGCUUGGAUUGGCACAACUUGGUGUGCUAUCCAAGAACCUGGCUGUUACCUACGCUGAGUACAGCCAAUUCCACAGCAAGGUAAUAGCCCUGGUACCCGAUGAAGCGCUCGAUGGACAGGAUGACGAAUACGUAAGCUUCGAGAAACUGUACUACGACGUAUCCAAUGCUGUGGAAGAGUUACUGCUAGAGGCAAAAGCUCGAGCCACUCCAAAGGUUCCUCCAGCCAUUCCAGCAGCACCUCACGUGAUUAUCCAGCAGCAACCGUUAAAAGCACCAAUCCCAACGUUCGAUGGGAGUUACGACGCAUGGCCCAAGUUCAAGGCCAUCUUCCAGGACCUGAUGGCCAACUCGGGGGAUACAAAUGCCAUAAAAUUGUAUCACCUCGAUAAAGCUCUUAUCGGAGAUGCUACUGGAGUUCUGGACGCUAAGCUCCUAAGCGAGGAUAACUACGAGCAAGCUUGGACCAUUUUAACGGACCGAUACGAGAACAAGCGAGUCAUAGUGGAAACUCACAUCCGUGGGUUGUUGUUCCUCAAGAAGAUGACGUCGGAGUCUCAUAAGGAACUGCGUACACUGCUGAACGGAGCCACUCACCACGUCGAAAGUUUGCGCUACCUUCAGCAACAAAUCACCGGAGUUUCAGAACACAUCAUUGUGUAUCUGAUAAUUUCAGCACUUGAUAAAUCGACCCGUAAGUCCUGGGAAGGGACCCAGAAGAAAGGAGAUCUUCCGAAGUAUUCCCAAGUCAUCGAGUUCCUGAAAUCCAGAUGCCAGAUACUGGAAAACUGCGAAGCAGCGUUCCAGUCAGUGCCGCCAACAAUCAAGUCAAAACAAGCCCAGCUACCUUCAAGAGUUCAGCCGCAGAAGAGCCACGCAGUUUCCACCAAUGUGUCCCAAGCAUGUGAGAUUUGUGGUGGUGAUCAUCGGAACUUCCAGUGCACUGCCCUGAACAACCUAACCUCUUCCCAGAAGAACGAAAAGAUCCGAGCAGCAGGAGUCUGCUUUAACUGCCUGCGCAAAGGACACCGUUCCAAGAACUGCCCUUCAAUCAAGACGUGCCACAAGUGUCAGCGCCGACACCACACGUUGCUCCAUGAAGAUGGGGCACCCUCCCAGGAGAAAAUGCCAAACAUUUCUCUUCCCGCGGAAUCUAUGGCAAUCCCGCCACCGGUUCCGGCUGCUCCGAGUCAACCGUCGAUGUCGGUGCAGAAGAUUCUUGCCCCCGUGGAACAUCCUGUGUCCACCACCUGUUCGUCAAACUUCACCCAGUCGACCAAGACGGUACUGCUGCUUACCGCAGUGGUGCAGGUGUUUGAUAAGAACAGUCAUUCCCAUCCAUGCCGCAUCCUGUUGGACAGCGGCUCCCAGGUGAAUUUCGUGACCGAAGACAUGGCCAAUUGCCUGGGUCUGCCGAAGAAGCCAGCCAACGUUUCGAUCACCGGUAUCAACGCGUUGCGCACCCUCGCUCGUGACAAGGUGACGCUGAAAUUCAAGUCCCGAGUAUCCAACUUCCAAGCCAGCCUCGAGUGCCUCGUGACGCCGAAAGCAACGGGCACAAUUCCAUCGUCGAAGAUCAACAUCAACAAUUGGGACAUCCCUGCUGGAGUGGUUCUUGCCGAUCCCGAGUUCCACACGCCCGAUAAGGUGGACCUGUUGAUCGGCGCAGAGCUGUUUUUUGAUAUACUGAAGCCAAGCCAACUCAACCUGGCGGACAACCUGCCACAGUUGCGAGACACUCACCUUGGGUGGAUCGUAUCUGGUGUCAUCGUCGAGCCACAGAUUUCCAACGUAUCAGUUCAGCAUGCCAGCCACGUUUCUCUUGAAGACAUCGAGCGAAAGAUGUACAAGUUCUGGCAAAUCGAGGAAGUGUCGGACGUACCCAAGUUAUCAACCGAGGAGAUGGCAUGCGAAGCACACUUUCUGUCCACAUACCAGCGUGACGAGUCCGGAAGAUUUAUCGUGAGCUUGCCGUUCAACGAAAAUUCUUCGCAGCUGGACGAUUGCCGUGCUUUAGCUCUGAAGAGGUUCCUGAUGCUGGAGAAACGACUGAUGAACAAUCCCGAACUACAAGCGCAGUACGUAGAGUUCGUUCGAGAGUACGAGGUUCUCGAACAUUGCCGUGAAAUCAAUGAAGCUGAUGAUCCUCCCAACCAGCAGAGGUAUUAUCUUCCACAUCACGCUGUACUGCGUCCGUCCAGCUCGAGCACAAAAUGUCGUGUCGUGUUCGAUGCAAGUGCCAAGUCGUCAUCCGAAAAGCUGUCUUUAAACCAAGUGGUGCUGUGGUGCAGAAUGAUCUGCAUUUCAUCGUCCUACGCUUCAGAAAGUUCAAGAUCGCCUUUUCUGGAGACGUUGCCAAGAUGUACCGGCAGGUACUGCAAGCACUACAAGAUCGACGUUUCCUCAGAAUCUUCUGGAGACCACACCCGUCUCCGAAGCUACGGGUUCUGGAACUGUGUACUGUUACCUACGGUACAGCAUACGCUCCAUACCUCGCAACAAGGUGCCUGGUACAGCUCGUCGAGGAAGAAGACGUACAUGGACGAUGUACUGUCCGGCGCAGACUCGGUGGAAGAUGCAAUCGAAGCUCAACAACAAUUGAAGCAGCUCCUAGGACGUGGUGGUUUUCCGAUACAUAAAUGGUGCUCGAACUCCAAAGAAUUUCUCGAGCGCAUUCCCGUGGAAGACCAGGAAAAAAGGGUACCGUUAGAAGAACGUGAUGUAAACGAAGCAAUCAAGGUCCUUGGCUUGCUCUGGGAUCCGAAUGCCGAUACGCUGUACAUUGCAAACCAUCCGAAGCUACCGCCGCCAUUACAACAACGUGUUACGAAGAGGGUAAUGUAUUCGGAGAUAGCCAAAUUCUUCGACCCUCUUGGGCUGGUCUCUCCAGUUAUCGUAUUGGCAAAACUAAUGGCUCAACGGUUGUGGCAGCUCAAGGUCGGAUGGGACGAUCCGAUUGAUGAAGACACGGUGCAAAAGUGGCAAGAACUUCAAGCUUCGUUGUCGCAUUUGCACAACAUCGCCAUCCCAAGAUGCGUGACAUUCCAAGGAGUCGUCGCGUUCGAAUUGCACGGGUUCUCCGAUGCCUCAACAGUGGCGUACGGGGCCUGCAUCUACCUACGAAGCCUGUUCAACGAUGGUUCAGCGAAGCUCCGCCUACUGACAAGCAAAUCCAAGUUGGCCCCUCUUCACGAUCUUUCCAUCCCACGAAAAGAACUUUGCGCCGCUCUCCUGCUGACACGAUUAGUUCUGAAGGUAUUACCUGCCCUGGAUAUGGAGUUCCGGGAAAUUGUACUUUGGUGUGACAGUACGAUUGUCCUAGCCUGGAUCAAGAAACCGCUCAACCAACUCCUAUUAUUCGUCCGAAACCGAAUCGCUGUAAUUCAAGAACACACUGGUGGAUUCCGGUGGGAGUACGUUAGAUCGCUGCAGAACCCUGCCGACAUCGUCUCGCGCGGCCAACUACCUGGAGCCUUGGAGAACAACAACCUUUGGUGGAAUGGCCCUGAGUUCCUCCAGAGAGUGAAAUACGACAUCGAUCCACCCGAAGAAGUACCAGAUCCGUUGCUGCCAGAGCUGAAACCAGUCAUCGUCACCGCAGCUGUGAGUAUGAAACCUUUCCCAUUUUUCUCCAGGUACAGUAGCUUCCGCAAAAUCCAACGUGUAAUGGGCUACGUCUUGCGAUUCGUUGGUAACUGCCGUAUGAAGAACCCUGCCAAGCGAAAGACAAACCAUCACCUGAUGAUACCGGAACUGCGACAGGCAACCGAAGCUAUAAUCCACGUGGUUCAGUUCGUUCAUUUGGCGGACGAGAUUCAACGAGUUGUUGACCACGAACCCUGCAAGAAGUUGGCAAACCUGCGUCCUAUCUAUACCGAUGGUCUACUUCGUGUGGGCGGUCGACUCGAUCGCUCACAACUACCGUUCGAGAGCCGUCAUCCCAUCAUCUUACCAGACAAGGACCCGGUGGUACGCCUUUUGAUUCGACAGAUGCACGUCGAACAGCUUCACGUCGGGCAGUCUGGCCUGAUGAACGCCAUGAGACAACGAUAUUGGCUUCUGAACGCUCGCUCCACCAUCCGGCAAAUUACACGUAAGUGUGUGAGAUGCUUCCGGAUUAAUCCAACCAAUACCAGCCAACUGAUGGGAAACCUGCCAGCAUCGAGAGUGGUACCAUCGCCCCCAUUUGCCGUGACCGGAGUGGACUACGCCGGGCCUUUCCUGAUUAAGCAAGGUGUGCGCCGUCCUGCUCUAGUGAAAUCAUAUGUGGCCGUCUUUGUUUGUAUGACCACCAAGGCCGUCCACCUAGAAGCGGUUUCCGACUUAAGCACCGAUGCCUUUCUGGCGUCCCUGAAGCGAUUCCUUGGACGACGAGGAAUGAUCCAACAGCUGCACUCGGAUAAUGCAACCAACUUCCGAGGUGCCAACAAUGAACUGAACGCCUUGUUCCAACAGUUCCGGGAUCAGCAAGCCGUUAACACCAUCGAGAAAUUCUGCCGCAACCGUGAGAUCGAGUGGCACUUCAUCCCACCGGACGCACCCGAAUUCGGUGGCCUUUGGGAGGCCGCAGUCAAGUCCGCCAAGAGCCAUCUAAAGCGUAUUGUCGGCAACGUAAAGCUCACGUUCGAGGAGCUAUCCACCGUUCUGGUAGAAAUCGAAGCUGUGCUAAAUUCUCGACCACUUUUCACCAUCUCCAACGACCCGGCAGACCCACUGGUGAUCACGCCAGCCCACUAUCUGAUUGGACGCCCUCUCACUGCCAUACCCGAGCCAUCCUUGGAAGACGUCAAGGCAGCAUGUCUAACUAGAUGGCAACAGCUGCAACUUAUGCGCGAACAUUUCUGGCGCGCUUGGAGUCGCGACUAUCUGAACACCCUACAACCCAGAAAGAAGAAUCUUCGAACUACGCCGAACAUCCGUGAAAACAUGGUUGUUCUGCUCCACGAUCGAAACCAACUGGAAGUUGGGUCGCAUCAUAGCCCUGAACAGCAAAAUCGAGACAUCCUUGCCCAUUUUCGAACUAUAAGGGAAUUAUUGACGAACUAUGGAAACGAACUCAAAGAGCUCAGAGAAUUGGUGGUCAAGAAUUUGGAAGCCCCAAUGAAAAGAACUUUUCCUCUCGAUACCCUUGAAGAAAUCCAAUAUACGAUGGUAAAAUUCGAUGACCCGCAACAUGACUUCAGUAUCAAACGAGAAAUCGCGUACGCAUUAAGCAAUGCUGCCAAGGACGACUGGCUUCGUGUCAUCAUUGCGGAUAAGGCGAUAAACGAAUACCGACGAUCUGACGAAAUAAGGAACCUGAACUUUAUUCGGCAUAUCAUCAAUAAUAUCACCCUAACACCUGAGAAAAUUUUCACGGGAUUGGUGGCAGCUGCAAAAGGAAGGAUUUAUGCGAAACAGCGUAGGGACGCUAAGAAGCGACCUCAUUCCGAGGGCUCGAAAGAAAACACGAAGCCAUCCGACCAACAGCCGGGAUGUAGUCAGACGAAGACUAAGAAGCGAUCUCCUCUUUCCGAGGGCUCAGAAGAAAACAAGAUGAAGUCAUCCCAGCAACCGGGAUGCAGCCAGUCACAGGCAAAAAAGUAA